AUGUCCGCACCUCCAGUUACGGAGAAGACAAGUUACGAGGCCCACAAGGCCCACACUGAUCACAUUGACGAUCAUGCCGCCAUGGCACACAACACGACCGGCGGCGCCGACAGCCCCGGCGUGACGACGCCGGACAUCGACUUUGACAAAGCCGCGUCCUACAAGCCGUCCAAGUUGACAGGCAAAGGACUCGGCUUCAUGGUCACGUUCGUGGCCGGCACUGGAUUCACGCUCUUCGGUUAUGACCAGGGUGUGCUCUCCGGUCUCAUGACCCUUGUGCCCUUCAUGCAGGAGUUCCCGCAAGCAGCGGUCCCAUGGGGUAACGACAAGCUCGAGAACUAUGGCAUGACGCCACAUGCCAACGCCGCCACCCUCCAGUCCUUCAUGGUGGCGAUCUACGAGCUCGGCUGUAUGGCCGGUGCGCUCUCGAACCUUGGCGGCGUCAUCAUGACCAUCGGUGCGAUCAUCCAGUGCGCUGCGGUCGACUACGCAAUGAUGCUCGUUUCCCGCGUCAUCACGGGUAUCGGCAACGGACUCCUCACAUCAACGGUGCCGGCUUACCAGUCCGAGUGCGCGCGUCCCGAGAAGCGUGGACCGCUCGUCCUCUUCUCCGGCUCGCUCAUCACCUUCGGCAUCAUGAUCUCAUACUGGAUCAACCUGGGAUUCUACUUUGUCGCGCCGAACCAGAACUUCACUGGUCCCAACCCCAAGGGCGGCUCCUCGGCAUCAUGGCGCUUCCCGAUUGCGUUCCAGAUCUUCUUCGCUGUCCUCAUGAUUGGGUGCCUGUACGGCUUCCGUCUGCCCGAGUCGCCCCGUUGGCUUGUCGCCCACGGACGGCAUGAGGAGGCGCUCGCUGUCCUCGCUGCGCUUGAGGGAACGACAGUUGACGACCCCGAGGUCCGCAUGACCCACCGCGCCAUCAUCGACGCCGUGUCCCAGGAGCGCUUCUCGUUCAAGUCCCUGUUCACUGGUGGCCGCACCCAGAACUUCCGCCGAACCAUCCUCGGAAUGCUGUCACAGAUGUUCCAGCAGAUCUCUGGUAUCAACCUGGUCACCUACUAG
Trichosporon asahii var. asahii CBS 2479 is the source of this 1062-nucleotide messenger RNA. RefSeq names its product sugar transporter. Lineage: Eukaryota; Fungi; Basidiomycota; Tremellomycetes; Trichosporonales; Trichosporonaceae. Gene Ontology annotation, cellular component: membrane. Gene Ontology annotation, biological process: transmembrane transport; carbohydrate transport. Gene Ontology annotation, molecular function: carbohydrate:proton symporter activity. The transcript has 2 exons. Bases 1 to 1062 code for a protein of 353 amino acids. The record is from RefSeq and is a predicted model, not a curated record.